UUCCCGUCGUGCCUCCUCGCAGUGUGCGCGCGCGUGCGUGUGCAGCGUGUCGUUCCCUUGUCUGCGCUGCACUUGUUGUAACCGGGCCGACGGAUGCUUAAGAAAAGAAACUGUCCUGUAAAAAAGAGGAGAGGAGAGGAUAGGAUAGGAUAAGGAAUAAUCGGUUUGGAGCUGAAAUGAUGUGAUGUUUCUUUAAAAAAAGACAGAGAUUAUUCCUCCUUCCUUUGGCUGUAGGCCUAUCUGCUCCAUGACAUACCAGGCAUGACCCUCUUACCGCACAGAUAAAUCUGCAUCCUCCAGCCUUUCACCUCCUCUGGUUAUCACUCCAGCCACAGAACAUAAGAUGGAAGAAAUAGAUUCUGUGAGAUUCAAGCCCUUGGCAGAAGAUUCAAAUUUCCAGUUGACAUACUCUGCUGACACCAUCAGUAUUGAUGAUGGACUUUAUAAUGCGCUACGUGAAGAUUUGGAAGCAGAUGCUCGGGACUUUGAGGCUCCCACCUGGAGUUUAGCUGUUGACCAGCAAUAUUUAAAAGACUUGUCCAAAGAGGACAUUAAAAGACAGGAUGUAAUACAUGAGCUGAUUCAGACAGAAAUAAACCAUGUGCGGAUGCUAAAGCUGGUUUUGGGCGUAUACGUGCGGGAACUGCGUGAGACCCUGCAAAUGGAUGAGACACAGCUGGAAAGACUAUUUCCACAGGUGUAUAGCCUGCUGCAGGUACACCAGCUUUUCCUCAACCACCUUAAACAGCGAAGAAUCGAUUCCUUGGAGCCAGGCAGUACCCAGAAUUACUGCAUCCACAGAAUUGGAGACAUUCUUAUGGCACAGUUUUCAGGUGAAAUAAGAGACAGACUGCAAUACUGCUAUGGAGUGUUCUGCAGUCACCACACCGAUGCAGUCAGCUUCUACAAAGACUUGAUGCAAAACAACAAGAAGUUCCAGAGUUUUAUACGAAAAGUAUGUCAGAUGUCUAUCUUGCGGAGAUUAGGAAUACCAGAGAUUAUUCUCCUUAUAACACAGCGUAUCACAAAGUAUCCAGUUUUGUUUGAACGUGUCAUUAAAUACACUACAGUUGACUCAGAGGAGCAUAGGAACCUUGUACAAGGUCUGGAACUGCUGAAAAACACCAUCUCACAAGUAAAUACCCACGUUGACGAGUUUGAGAAAGCAGCACGGCUGAGGGACUUGAGCAGUAAGCUGGAGCCCAAGUCCCAGGUCAAGAUGACCCACGGAAGAGUGUUCCGCAGAGAGGACAUGCUGCAGGGUGAGAGGAGGCUGCUUCAUGAGGGCGUUCUCAACUGGAGGCUAACUUCUAACAAAAGCAAAGAUGUCCUUGUCUUGCUGUUGUCAGAUGUUUUGCUGCUGUUACUGGAGAAAGAUCAGCGACUUACCUUUGCCUCUCUGGACGCCUCCUCAGACACUCCAGAGAUGUAUGAGUUUCACACCUCCUCCGGAGAGGAGCGCAAAACCUGGAGAGACCAAAUCUGGAAGGCCGUGGAACGGUGUGUUUUAUAA
Sinocyclocheilus grahami is the source of this 1513-nucleotide messenger RNA. RefSeq names its product rho guanine nucleotide exchange factor 18-like. Gene Ontology annotation, biological process: regulation of Rho protein signal transduction. The transcript is spliced from 11 exons. The coding region runs from base 344 to 1513 and encodes 389 amino acids. The record is from RefSeq and is a predicted model, not a curated record. NCBI's taxonomy places the organism in Eukaryota, Metazoa, Chordata, Actinopteri, Cypriniformes, Cyprinidae. Gene Ontology annotation, molecular function: guanyl-nucleotide exchange factor activity. Gene Ontology annotation, cellular component: plasma membrane.